This is a messenger RNA of Ochlerotatus camptorhynchus, 2069 nucleotides long. It is a transcript of the gene Oct-TyrR, whose product is annotated as Octopamine-Tyramine receptor. The record is from RefSeq and is a predicted model, not a curated record. Gene Ontology annotation, molecular function: octopamine receptor activity. Bases 214 to 1785 code for a protein of 523 amino acids. The transcript is spliced from 2 exons. Gene Ontology annotation, biological process: adenylate cyclase-activating adrenergic receptor signaling pathway. Lineage: Eukaryota; Metazoa; Arthropoda; Insecta; Diptera; Culicidae. Gene Ontology annotation, cellular component: plasma membrane.
GCAGAAUAGUGGAAAGAGAGCUGUUCGCAUCAACAAACAGCGCAAAGGACUACUAUGCCUGCAAUGCUCGUAAAUAACACGCAGCACUAGGCCUGCCUGAGCCUACUGCGAUGAGCAACAAUGGACCAUUGGCAUCAACGAGGGCAAACGAGCAACAUUUAGUGGUUUACUUUGGUGUUUCGAGACCAGAACAGUGAGAGUAAUGUUUAGAGAAUGGCAAUUGUUUCAGUGAUACCGGUGAACAACAUUACAAACUCGAGUGACAAUGGUGCUGGGACAAAUGGAACUGUCAAUAUCGGUGGGGGUGGUGGUGGUGGUGGCGUCGAUGGAGGAGGUGGCAUGGAUGGCUGUCCACGGCAGGACGAAAUCCUGUACCCAAGUAUGUUUGGGAUUGACCUAGCGGUGCCACAAUGGGAGGCGAUUGCAACCGCACUCGUGCUUACGCUCAUUAUCAUCAUUACCAUCGUAGGCAAUAUAUUGGUAAUACUGAGUGUGUUUACGUACAAACCGCUGAGAAUUGUGCAGAACUUCUUCAUUGUGUCACUGGCAGUAGCAGAUCUGACGGUGGCCAUUCUGGUGCUGCCGUUCAAUGUGGCCUACUCGAUACUGGGCCGCUGGGAAUUCGGCAUCCAUGUGUGCAAAAUGUGGCUUACCUCGGAUGUCCUGUGCUGUACAGCUUCGAUUCUAAAUUUGUGUGCAAUAGCAUUAGAUAGGUAUUGGGCCAUUACCGAUCCAAUUAAUUAUGCUCAGAAACGUACCUUGGAGCGGGUCCUGGCAUUGAUAGCCGGUGUGUGGAUACUAUCGCUGCUGAUCAGUUCGCCACCGUUGAUCGGCUGGAAUGAUUGGCCGGAGGAAUUCUCCAGCGAGUUCCCGUGUCAAUUAACAAGCAAUCAAGGUUAUGUUAUCUACUCUUCACUAGGAUCAUUCUUCAUCCCAUUGGUCAUCAUGACUAUUGUGUACAUCGAAAUUUACAUAGCCACUCGAAGGCGCCUCCGGGAAAGGGCCCAGGCGUCCAAAAUCAACACGUUAGCUAGUAGGAGUAUCGGGGUAGCAGGCGAAAAAGACACUGGAAUGGUGCAGCAGCAACCGGACCAGGAAUCAAUUAGCAGUGAAACCAACCACAACGAACAUCCGCACAAUAGCACCAGUAGCAGUAGCAAUGAACAUCGUUCCCAAAGAAAGCGGAAGAAGAAAGCCAAAGAGAAGAAGGAAGCAAAGGAGGCGGCGAAGCGUGCCAAGCAAAACCAACUCCAGAUAGCCCUCCGGGAUGAAGAUUCCGUUACGGAGUGUCCGGAUAAUUCGUCCAUCGGUGCGAAAGCAAACUGUGAUAUUAAAUCGGCCACUGGUCCCAACGGUACGACUGCAGCAGGUGCAGUGGACGGGGAGGAUGGCCCCAAUGUCGCCACAGCCACCAAUGGCGACAGGAAACAACAGCCAAAAGCAACAACUUCCACGGAAACCCGAGUAAGAAUGAAACAAUCGUUCCGGAGACCCGGUGGCAUGACUCAGUUUAUCGAAGAGAAACAGAAGAUUUCGCUUUCUAAGGAACGGAGGGCGGCCCGAACGCUCGGCAUCAUCAUGGGGGUGUUUGUGGUCUGCUGGCUGCCCUUCUUCCUCAUGUACGUAAUCCUGCCGUUUUGUCCGACCUGUUGUCCGACGAACAAGUUAAUUAACUUCAUCACAUGGCUGGGAUACAUCAACUCGGCUUUAAAUCCUAUUAUUUACACAAUAUUCAAUUUGGAUUACAGGCGAGCAUUCAAACGAUUGCUCGGCAUCAAACAGUAGGCCUGUUAUUCCGUACGGUGUGGAAUCCAUAGCAACCAACAAUAUGCAUCAUGAUGGCUCAAAGAUCGACACAUGUGCUGCCAGCUGGGAGAGGUCGUUUAAUUUGUAGCUAUUUUAAUCGUACGCAUAUACGACAUAAAUGCGAGUCAGGUUGGUGCUCCCGAUAUCUGCAACCAAAGGCAAUUCAAGACACUACGGAUGUAUUUGAUUUCUGUAUCAGAAAUUCAAUCCGAUUUCUCUAAUUUGUAAGUGCGCCGGUACCUGGGCUAGCGGAUCUCAGAAUG